This is a messenger RNA of Prunus armeniaca (apricot), 501 nucleotides long. The record is from the annotation of a GenBank genome assembly. Lineage: Eukaryota; Viridiplantae; Streptophyta; Magnoliopsida; Rosales; Rosaceae.
AUGAUCUACAGAGAAUUAACGAAAUUCAGGUAUGCUCCAGCAACUCAAUUGUGGAGAGGCAGACUCCAUGUGAUGGGUGGCAGCAAAGAAAACCGCCAUACGCCUAGUGUGGAUCACUGGAGUAUUGCUGUGAAGGAUGGCAAAGCAUUGGAGAAAGAGUGGCGGAAAGAAGCACCCAUUCCCCGUGGGGGACCACAUAGGGCUUGUGUUGUGAUGAGUGAUCGCCUCCUUAUUGGUGGUCAAGAGGGUGAUUUUAUGCCCAAGCCUGGGUCACCAAUUUUAAAAUGUUCUCGUAGGCAUGAGGUGGUUUACGGGGAUGCUUAUAUGCUGGAUGGUGAAAUGAAAUGGAAAGUGUUGCCUCCCAUGCCAAAACCCAACUCUCACAUAGAGUGUUCUUGGGUAAUUGUCAACAAUUCAAUUAUCAUUGCUGGAGGUACAACAGAAAAGAACCCAGUGACCAAAAGGAUGAUCCUUGUUGGGGAGGUUUGUCAUCUGUCAUGA